Messenger RNA from Oncorhynchus kisutch (coho salmon), 2761 nucleotides. RefSeq names its product NOC2-like nucleolar associated transcriptional repressor (gene noc2l). The record is from RefSeq and is a predicted model, not a curated record. NCBI's taxonomy places the organism in Eukaryota, Metazoa, Chordata, Actinopteri, Salmoniformes, Salmonidae. Gene Ontology annotation, cellular component: Noc2p-Noc3p complex; nucleoplasm; Noc1p-Noc2p complex. Gene Ontology annotation, molecular function: transcription corepressor activity; histone binding. The transcript is spliced from 19 exons. The coding region runs from base 248 to 2530 and encodes 760 amino acids. Gene Ontology annotation, biological process: negative regulation of transcription by RNA polymerase II; ribosomal large subunit biogenesis.
GAGCUCCGCUGUGACGAUCAGUGUUUGCACCAGCAUCUCCUGCCCACCAGAACUGUCUUUCUUUUCACAAACUCUUCAGGUCACAGGUAAAUUAAUCUUGAGUGUAUGGUCAUCAAACCAUCUGUCUCGAGCAAUUUUGACGCUGGUGUGCAGCGCGACAUAAAAAAAAAGACGAGCUGGAACGCCCCUACAGACUAACACCAUUGCAUUGUGGGAACAGAAUUGGUAGUCACGUUUUUGAUCCAGCAUGGCAGGAAAACAGAAAAUCAAAAGGAAGUUGGAGGACCUCAGUGUGGACGAGUUCCUGCUAUCUGGCUUUGACUCGGCAGGUGAGGCUGAUUCUGAGGAUGACACUCCUACCCGGAAUGGACAGAAAUCGAAGAAGAAAGCAGGGCAAUCCGCAGCUCAAGACAAGGGUGAUGACAAAAAGAAAGGCAAGGCUUCUCAGCACAAAGACUCGCUGUCAAGGCUAAAAAGUAAAGAUCCAGAGUUCUAUAAGUUUUUGCAGAAGAACGACCAGACCCUGCUCAACUUUGACGACACCGACAGCUCCGAGGAUGAGGAAGAGCGGAAGUACCACACGCUGCCCAAACAACUGGAGGAGGCCAGUUCUGAUGAUGAUGAGGAACAAGGAGAGUCCACCAAGAAAUCCAAGAAGACAGCAGAGGCCAUCAAAGUCACAGAGAAAAUGGUUGACGAGUGGCAAGCCGCAAUCAAGGAUGAGCCUACACCUCGCCUCUUCAGAGAGAUCACACAGGCCUUCAAGGCUGCCGUGGCGACCACCAAAGGAGAAGGGGGAGAUCCGUGUCGAUACAAAGUGGCCGACAGUUCAGUGUUCAACGCCUUGGUCCUGUUCUGUAUCCGAGACGUGUACGUGGCUCUGCAGAGGAUGCUCAACCUAAAGCCAGAUAAAGACCAGAAGAAGCCAGUGCUUCCAUCUUCCAGUCCUAAGUGGCAGAAGUACCAGGUGGACAUCAGGAUGUAUCUCAGUGGGAUCGUUCAGCUCUUGUCAUGUCUCACAGAGGCCACCGUCAUCAGUGCAGUUCUGAGGCACGCCAACCAGCUGGUUCCCUACUACCUGUGUAACCCCAAACAGUGUCGCCACCUGCUCAAGCAACUGAUCAAGCAGUGGAGCACCGGGGAGGAGACGAGCCGCGUGCUGGCUUUCCUGGCCCUCAACAAGAUCUGCAGACAGAAGCAAGACACCAACCUCAACCCCAUCCUCAAGCAAAUGUACAUCUCGUACGUGCAGAAUUGCAAGUUCACGUCGCCCACCGUUCUGCCUAUGAUCAACUUCAUGCAGCGGACGCUGACGGAGAUGUACUCGCUGGACACACAGGCCUCCUACCAGCACGGCUUCAUCUACAUCCGCCAGCUGGCCAUCCACCUGAGGAAUGCCAUGACCAUGAAGAAGAAGGAGACGUACCAGUCGGUGUAUAACUGGCAGUUUGUCCACUGCCUGUACCUGUGGUGUCGUGUGCUCAGCACCCUGCACCCCAGCGACGUCCUGCAGCCCCUCAUCUACCCACUGUGCCAGGUCAUAGUGGGCACCAUCAAGUUGGUACCCACUUCCCGCUACUACCCUUUGAGGAUCCACUGUGUGCGAGCCCUCACCCUCCUCUCUGGCAGCACCCACACCUUUGUGCCCGUUCUGCCCUUCCUACUGGAGAUCAUUCAUCAGGUGGACUUCAACAAGAAGCCUGGCCGGAUGAGUGUGAAGCCCAUCAAAUUUGAUGUUAUCCUGAAGCUCAGCAACACCAACAUGCAGGAGAAGGCCUACAGGGAUGGGCUGAUAGAGCAGGUGUAUGACCUGAUCCUGGAGUACUUCCACUCUCAGGCCUGCUCCAUCGGCUUCCCAGAGCUGGCCCUGCCCACCAUCAUCCAGCUGAAAGCGUUCCUGAAGGAAUGCAAAGUGGCCAAUUACUGCAAGCAGAUCCGCCAGCUGCUGGAGAAGGUACAGGAGAACAGCGGCCACAUCACAGCCCGGAGACAGAGGGCCGCCUUUGGAGUGGCCGACGCGGCCGCCGUGGCGAAGUGGGAGAAGCAGACUGAGGAGGAGGGGACGCCCCUCACCAGGUACUUCAGCCAGUGGAAGAAGCUAAGGGAGAAGGAGAUCCAGCUGGAGAUCUCUGGGAAGGAGAGGAUGGAAGACUUGGACCUCCCUGAGAUCAAACGUAGGAAAAUUCAGGAGAAGAAGGCUGUGGACAAGAAGGAGUUCAAGGAUCUCUUUGAGUCCGACAGCGACUCCGAUGACGACGGAGGACUCAAAGUCAAAGACAAAAAGGGAGGCUCUGACGAGGAGGAUGACGAUGAUGCUGAUCUUCUUCAAGAGCUGUCUGACCUGAGCGACGAUGAGGGGGUGGGGGAAGACCAUGAUGGUGCUUCAGAUGAUGAUGGUGGUGGUGAUGAUGAUGAAGAGGGGGCUAAAGCCUCGAAGUCGCCCAAACAGCUGUCUAGCAUGGCUCUGAAAGAGUUGGCAGAGGGAGAUGAGGACUUGGUGGAAGACCUGGAGCUCUCUGACCAGGACUGACACACAGUGACUCAUAUACACACACACAACGAUUGGGGGUGGAGAGAAGAGUGUUGGCUCGGAGCCCAUCUUUCCGUACAUUCAAUCAUUACUACUUUCCCUGUGGACUCCUUUCUACUAUAAUUUGUUUUGGUUUGCUCCAUCAAUGUGUACAGUACAAACAUGUUCUUAAUGCAAUUGCACAUUACAAACUGACCAUGCAAUUGUAUAAAAUAAAAAUUAAUUCCUACA